AUGCGCCGUCAGCGCCAUCCGCCCUUCAUCUCAUGCAUGCGGUCGAGAGAUGAGAUGUGUGUAUGCGAGGGGACUCGGGGCGGGCAGAUCGCGGCCGGCCUGAGUAGCGAGCGAGCAGCGCCAAGACCGUGUUGUGCUUUCCAUGUCGCUGCUGCUGUCGCUGUCGUUCCCGAUACUAGCGCGCCCAGGUCCGAAUCAAUCGCAGCCGACGUCGACUCACCUUCUCCCCCACAACGCCUCGCUGCUGCUGCCGCCAUGCUCCCAACCACCCAAUCCCUCCCCCCCCAACCUCGCCGGCUACUGUCUCAGGUAUACUAA
This is a messenger RNA of Bipolaris victoriae FI3, 318 nucleotides long. RefSeq lists its product as hypothetical. The transcript has a single exon. Bases 1 to 318 code for a protein of 105 amino acids. NCBI's taxonomy places the organism in Eukaryota, Fungi, Ascomycota, Dothideomycetes, Pleosporales, Pleosporaceae. The record is from RefSeq and is a predicted model, not a curated record.